This is a messenger RNA of Homalodisca vitripennis (glassy-winged sharpshooter), 4591 nucleotides long. RefSeq names its product insulin-like growth factor-binding protein complex acid labile subunit. The transcript has 4 exons. The record is from RefSeq and is a predicted model, not a curated record. Lineage: Eukaryota; Metazoa; Arthropoda; Insecta; Hemiptera; Cicadellidae. Gene Ontology annotation, molecular function: protein binding. Bases 13 to 2400 code for a protein of 795 amino acids.
CAGCUUCCCAACAUGGGUCUCUACCUCCUUGUUGUACUACAGUCUGCUUGGUUUAUGCUGACAAAAGCCGACUUCUGUCCAGGCUGGUGCUCUUGUGAGAUUGCCCAGCUGUCGGGUCUGCCCAUCAACUCUGUUCUAGUCCUAUCGCAAUACAAAAAGCCUGCAGAAGAGCAACUUCCCUCUUAUCAGCACAGAAAUGAGGUGCUUGAUGAGAGCGACGAGAACGAGGCAAAGCACCAGUUGGGAGAGGAGAAAUUAAAGGCUGCUACCUGCGUGUUGCAACCUGCGGACAACCUACCGUUAUUCGCCUCACUACCUCCUGACCUUCAGGUUCUGACAAUACUUCAAGGGCCGGGAACAUCAAAUCUGACUCUGGACGAAACUUACUUCCAGCACCUUACAAAACUCGUUGUACUCGAACUUCACGGAUUUCAGAACGGACAAGGUUUGCUACGAUUAAAAAACAAUGCUUUAAAACAUUUAGAACUUCUCCGUUAUCUAAAUAUUCAACACUUGCAAUUGAUGGGUGAUAGAAGUCUCGGAAAUCGCCCAGUACCCAUAUCAGGAACGCAAUUCAUUGAGAGAAACAUGAUUCCUGGAGCUGUGCGAUUCUCUCCAGCUGAGGACGAGAUAGAAAGUAAUGCCAUCCAGUUUAUUCCAGAGCAAACUGAGGCAGAAAUAGUUCCAUACACAGUGUAUCGAGAGCAGCAAGAGCGAGCAGGCUUAUCUACAUUUGCUGGACUGAGGAGUCUUAUUUUUCUUAGGGCGUUUCAUUGCAACAUCAAAGAGGUUAACUGGGAAAUGUUUGACGGUCUAAAUAACCUGGAGUAUUUGUCAUUAGAAGGCAACAAAAUACCUUUCAUACACGAAUUCUCCUUUUAUGGUACACCCAACUUAAAACACUUGGUGGUAUCCCACAACAAGCUGCUCGACGUCCAAAGUACGAGUCUAGCAGGACUGCUCAAGUUGGAGAUACUGGACUUAUCCUAUAACAAUAUAUCACACCUUUCUGAACUAUCUCUACCUCCACUACCUAAUCUGGUUACAGCAGACUUUCAUCAUAACCCUAUUGAGCUUAUUUUGCCAUACACUUUUCAAAUAAUGAACAGUACAGAACAACUUUACCUCGGCAAAAAAAAUACCCAGUUACAAAUUCGCCACAAUUCAUUCCUGGGCCUGGAUAAAGUGCGUAAAGUGAGUCUGAAUGGAGUAUACCUAGAAAUGCUCGAGAGAGAAUACUUAAAUGGAAUGCCUCGACUUCGACAGCUUAAAAUGGAAGGGUCAAUUUAUGAACUCUCUUUCGAUGCAUUUGCAGAGGUCCCUAAACUUCAGGAGCUGAUAUUAAAGCAAUGCUCUAUUCGCAAGAUAUCCAUGGAUGCUUUUUUUGGACUAUAUAACCUGACUUAUCUGGACCUGUCACAUAACGAACUGGAAACACUACCUCCAUCUCUUUUUGACCAUCAAGAGUCACUAAAGGAAAUCAAUCUCUCUAAUAACAAAUUAACCACAUUGCCCGAAGACCUGUUUGUAAACGUCCCAGCAAAACUCAUAAGGCUAGACAAAAAUCCAUGGCACUGCACAUGUUCUAUGUAUGAAUGGAAACCUUCUCAAAUCAACAAAAUCAAGGUGAAAGUGAUAGACGACUCAUUGUGCCAGAAUCGGUACGAUAAGGGCAGCAUGUGCCGUGUCAGUUACAUAUAUCGGUACAUGUAUGAGCAGAGUGUGACACCACUGUGUGCCUCCCCUACUCGUUUCUCUGGCUGGAGCGUUUUCCACCUGCUUAGGAAACACCUCCGAUGCUACAAGAAACUCCACAAAAACGCACCCAAUCAUGUACAAAAAUAUAAAAAAGCUAUUCAUAAGAAAUUUCCUAAAUUCCAUAAAAAUCAUAACAGUUCACUAGAGUCAAGUGUAGUGACACAGACUCCUAUCACAAAUGAAGUGGAUGACCAAAAUGUUCAGACAGAUGAGAAAAACACCACCACUUCCGAACAAACAAAUCGUACAACUCUGCACACAGUUAGUACAGAAGAUAUAUUAUUAACUAAAGAUAGUGAACAGACAACAGAGACAAAUAUACUUUCAACAAAUAGGAUAAAUGACAAUGGAACUUUGGAGACCAACAAUGAUCCUGAAGAGUCCAACACAAUUGAUAUCAACCAAAACAUGUGGACGCAAAAGGACAAAGAUAAGUACAGGUUACUUCAAGAGAAGUACGAAAAGACACAAAAGCAAUUUAACUCAACAGAAACGGUGAAUAAAGAUAAGCCAGUACAAGCGAAUGUCAAACUGAAUAUUGAUAUGAAUUCUAAAAUAAAAAAGCGAACCGACACACAGAAAAAGUGGUCACUUAAGAUGGAAAAUACAGUUAGACGUUUAAACAUGGUUCCAACGAACUAAAUUGUCAAAAUAAAUUAAGGAAAACUUCAUUUAAAUACAAAGUGUCAAGUUAGCGUUGUUUAACCCUAGCCCCUCGUAGCAUAAUUUGUACACUUCAGGUUAUAAAAGACAUAAUAUCUUUAAAUAAAUGAGCGAAUUGUAAAGGUGCAUAAAACAUGUGUCAACCAAAAUUAUUGCAAUAGUACAAUUGCGCUUCUAACAACUGAUAAGCUGCUGCUGUACUGCUACGUUGUUAAACAACUAAUAUCAUUUGUGUCCUGUACCAUAUAAUGGAGACAUUUUACAGGGAUGAGUUGGUUUUCAACGCUUAUCAACAGCCAUUAUCUACCAAAAGAGGAACUAUGAGGCUAAUUAAUAUGAAAAUUUCCACCGAAAUGGAAAAUACUUUCUGUCAGCCUCAAGUUUUGAAUUUCAUUAAUGCAAAGUUCUGACUUAAAAUAAAGACAUUUUCUGGUUACAAUCUACCCAGCCAAAUACACUUCACCAAAUUAAUUUUCCCUCCCAAAUAUAAGCCUAUUGUAUCUUCUGUCUGAGAUAUAAUAAUGCAAUUUAUAAAGUUUUGAGACAUUACUGGAAAUGUAAUUGUAUAUUAAUCAGAAAAUAACUUUUGAUCAGGUUGAAAUGAUGCAGGUGAAAUACUAUCAUAAAGAGGACUUUAGUAAAACCACUGAAGUAUAUAUUUUUACAUAACUAUUUCUGGUUUUUACGCUAGAGAUAAAAACACGAAUUAUAAUAAAAUAAAAUAAAGCAAGCGGAUCAUUGUUAAAAAAUCUGUCUGACUGAGCUCCAAUAAUCAACCAUAAGAAUAAUUCUGACCAAAAUCAAUCCAUUGCGUUGAAAUCAAUUUAUACAUCCUUAUACUCAUUUAUUAGAAAUACUCAAGAAACUGCAUUCUUUUAUUCAGCGUAUGCUGUUUGUAAGCUGUAAUGUUUUACUUAAUCACCGAAGAUUGUUUAGUUCAUAGAUUUUAUAACGAUUAAGAUAUGUACAGUGUUUGAUGUGUAUAAAGGUUUUAAGAAAAUAUUUAGUAUACUUUCAUGUAUUACUUAGCUUAUUUUUAGUUAUUGCUACUUUAGAAUUUAUUUAGUUAAACAUUGAAUUCGCUUGGUAGUUUCUAAUGUUACACUAUGUUAUUGUAUCUUUAAUUUGGUUCAAUUGUUUACACUGUUGUCCUUUACUUUCUCGAUUUAAUACAUCGCUUUAUGUAAAUGCAAACUGAGAUGUUCACAUCAGCAUAUUCAUAUCCAGUUGAUGUAAUGUGUAAUUUACAAAGUUGGUAAUGAUUUAAGUUACAUGGAAUUGAACAACAGUCACUACUAAAUUAUAGCAUUUCUGCUAUAACAUUUUAGCUGGGGGUAAGCUCACUCUUCAAACAAAAAAUUUUAAACACUACCCUAGGAGAUUUAUUACAUGGAACUGAUGAUUUAUUUUAUUAACUUUGUGUCAUGCCGACCUGUUAAUAAAAUACAAUACAUACAAUGAACAAAACCUUACUCAAGCUACCAAAAAUUGUAACAAUUAAGCAAUGAUUAAUAUUACAAAAAGCAUGGUGGAAUGAGAUCUGUUGUUAGCAUUACAAUAUAAAAAAAACCAGCUUUGAGAGGAAAAUCUCAUCUAAAAAUACUUAUGACUUUUUUUUUAAGGGGAGAAAAGAAGCAGCUUGAACCACAAAUUAAUAUAUUUUAUUCUACUUAUACAAUAUAUAUAUAUCUAUUUGGAAAUUUUUUUUUCAAAUGCUUUUCUCUUCCAUAAAACACCGAUAAAUUAUAAUAUGGUUAUAUUUUCAUAUCACUAUAAAAAAAACAAAGUUUAAGAGAGACAUUUUAAAAUACAAAUAUGAGUAGAUAUGAAUAUAGAUAUAUUGGGAGAAGAAUAUGGAUUGGUCUCAAAUGUGCUGAUGACAUGCCCAUGUCUUUAUAUUCCAGAUUAUUUUAUACACCCCAACAAUAUAAAGUUUUUUGAAAUUUUUGCAAUAUAUUAUGUAUGAUGUAAGAAUACGCAAGACUACACGUUUAAGUAUAAUCCGUCAAUCGCCUUACUAAAUAGUUGUUAUUUAUUGUUAUUUCUGUUAAAAUGUAAAGCUGUACAUAGAAUAGAACUUAAGAUAUUGAGGAAUAAAACUAAGAGCAUAAAUAAAUGCUGAUGUAUUUAACUUAUAUUUAAUUUAUUGAUAAUAAAACAUUCAAAUAAU